AUCGAUCUUCCUGACGACAAACAGCGUUGAUAUUUCCUCUUGCUAUACACUAUUCUGGCGAAGCGCUCUAUCAUGGCUAUCGCUUCUGCAGCCGCUCCCGGCGCUUGCCACCGAAUCUUCACGCUCCCGAGAAGCUCAGCUGCCGCUUCCAAGUUUCGCCCGGUACACCGCCGCACCUUGACCUUUACGCGCUCCUCACCCGCGAGCAUCGAAGCUCGCGGUAAGACCAUGUACGACAAGAUUUUGGAUGAUCAUAUGGUCGAUAAGCAAGAAGACGGAACGUGUCUCGUCUACAUAGAUCGUCACAUGGUCCACGAAGUUACCUCUCCUCAGGCAUUCGAGGGGCUCCGAAAUGCAGGACGAAUUGUCCGCCGCCCUGAUUGCACCUUGGUUACAGUCGAUCACAACGUCCCCACCUCGGAUCGCUCUGUGUUCGACACAGUAGAAAAUUUCAUUAAAGAAACAGAUUCCCGUCUGCAGGUGCUGGCACUGGAAGAGAACGUCGAAGAAUUCGGCCUGACAUACUUUGGACUUGACGAUAAGCGUCAGGGUGUGGUGCACAUCAUCGGCCCAGAGCAAGGGUUCACCCUUCCUGGUAGUACUGUAGUCUGUGGCGACUCACACACCGCUACUCAUGGAGCAUUUGGCGCGUUGGCGUUCGGUAUCGGUACUUCGGAGGUCGAGCAUGUCUUGGCCACGCAAACACUUCUGCAAAAGCCUUCCAAGAACAUGCGUAUCACUGUAGAUGGACCGUUCAAUCAAGGAGUCACCUCCAAAGAUUUUAUUUUGCAUGUCAUCGGCGUCAUCGGCACUGCUGGUGGCACUGGCUCAGUAAUCGAAUUCGCUGGCGACGCGAUAAAAAAUUUAUCGAUGGAGGCGCGCAUGUCAAUUUGCAACAUGGCUAUAGAAGCUGGUGCUCGCGCAGGCCUUAUCGCUCCUGAUGAUGUGACUUUCGAGUACUUGAAGGGUCGCCCGAUGGCUCCUCGUGGUGAGACAUGGGAUAAAGCUAUCAGCUAUUGGAAAACGAUUGCCUCAGAUAGCGACGCUGUGUAUGACUCUGAAAUAGUUGUCAAGGGCGCGGACGUGGAACCAACUGUGACUUGGGGGACUUCUCCGCAGGAUGUUGUGCCCAUAUCUGGUGUCGUUCCAGACCCUGCUGAAUCAUCAGAUCCUCAGCGCAAGGCAGCUAUGGAGCGUGCUCUUACUUACAUGGGUCUAAUCCCAGGGACAAAGAUGGAGGAGAUAGUGAUAGACAAGGUAUUCAUAGGCUCCUGUACGAAUGGCCGAAUCGAGGACCUCCGUGCUGUUGCUAGGAUAGCUCGUGGCAGGAAGGUUGCGGACAGCGUCUACGCUAUGGUAGUUCCCGGGUCAGGAAUCGUUAAAGAACAGGCCGAGGCCGAGGGCCUGCACACCAUUCUCAUCGAAGCUGGUUUUGACUGGCGCGAGCCUGGUUGCUCCAUGUGUUUGGCGAUGAACCCGGAUAAGCUUCUUCCCCAGGAGCGCUGUGCUUCCACAUCUAAUCGCAACUUCGAGGGACGACAAGGUAACGGCGGCCGAACCCACCUCGUUUCACCUGCGAUGGCGGCCGCAGCAGCUAUCACAGGCAAGCUAAGCGACGUGCGCAAGUUUGAUAUGUGCGCUGAGUUUCCCAUCACUGACUCGAGGAUAUACCUGGGUGAUGAAGUUGUCAUCGCGCCAGAGGCCAAAAAGGGCAAAGGAGGUCGAGUAUUUGAUAGUGAUGCCGUGCCCAAGUUCGUGACGCUCAAAGGCACGGCCGCUGUUCUUGACCUGCAGAACAUUGAUACAGACAUGAUAAUACCAAAACAGUUCCUGAAGACGAUCAAGCGCACCGGCCUUGGAGUGUCUGCGUUCUACGAGAUGCGGUACAACGAAGAUGGCAGUGAGCGCGAGGAUUUCGUGCUCAACAAAGCUGGAUUUCGGAAUGCCAAGAUUUUAAUAGCAGGUGACAACUUUGGAUGUGGUUCGUCCCGGGAGCAUGCCCCUUGGGCCAUAAAUGAUUUCGGUAUACGUUGCAUUAUAUCCACCUCUUUCGCUGACAUUUUUUUCAACAACUGCUUCAAGAAUGGCAUGCUUCCGAUCAAGCUACCUGAGCCCCAGAUUCGGAAACUCAUGGAAAAUGCCGGUGCAGGCAGCGAGCUUGAGGUAGACUUGCAAGCCCAGGUCAUUCGCUCCCCGGACGGAAGUGAGGUGACAUUUGACGUUGACGAAUUCCGUAAACACUGUCUUUUGAAUGGCCUUGAUGAUAUUGGCCUUACGAUGCAGAAAAGUGACAAAAUUACUGGUUUUGAGAAGUCCCGCAGCACCCAAUACCCUUGGCUUGACGGUGCUGGGUACGACCAGCGUGAACCUGCCUCCACUUUCUGACCGUUCAUAGUCUAAGAAUUGUUAAGUCUAAAGCUGCCUUGCUGCUAGUUCUGAUGUACAUCACAAAAACUUGACUCAUUUAUCGCUAUCACAUGCGAUGAUACAUAUUUAGUCAGUAAGUAAGCAACAUCCUAUGUUUCCACAUCACGGUUUAUUGAAGCCAGGGGCAUACUGUGGAGAGUUAUGCUGGAUUUCAAACUGAAUCACCUGUCAACACCGUCUUCCAUGCUUUCAGUAAAGCUUUAGCAAGCAAACCGACAUUAGUACCCGAACCCUGCUUCAAUACUCUCUUCAACUCCUUACCUACCUGUGUUUGGACUAAAAGCUCUGCCGUGACAGGCGUAUCUUUGAGCACAUUCAGGGCAUCCAUAGCGCGAGAGGCAGUAUUUUCGAGACCAGCUGAAACUGCCGCUCGGACCAAACGUGUCAGCUCCUCUGCGGGGCAUACACUUGUGCAUUUAGCCUGUGACAGUUCACCAGUGCCGGCAAGAGCUGCUGUUCCAACCGAAGCACGUGCGAAGUCAAUGUUAAAGCAGCCUGGAUUCUGCGCAGCAGGAUCGUUAUCACCAGCUUUCACUGCAGCCACGAGGUCGCAUACGCGAGAAAUAUAGUCUUUGACCUUGAACUUUUUCUCGCAACCACCGUAUGACAUAUAUCUUAUCUUGCCAAAUAUUGGCCGUUCUCUCCAGCCUUGAUCAUGUACCCCGACAAUGGACCACAUGCAACCAACAUACCCAGAAGGGUCUCUCCCAUCCAGCUGGUAUUUGUCGUUAAGAAAUAUGGCAAAUUCAAGAGCCUGUUCUGGGCUCUCGGUCCACUCC
This is a messenger RNA of Micromonas pusilla CCMP1545, 3206 nucleotides long. RefSeq lists its product as uncharacterized. Gene Ontology annotation, molecular function: 4 iron, 4 sulfur cluster binding; 3-isopropylmalate dehydratase activity. Gene Ontology annotation, cellular component: 3-isopropylmalate dehydratase complex. Gene Ontology annotation, biological process: L-leucine biosynthetic process. The record is from RefSeq and is a predicted model, not a curated record. Lineage: Eukaryota; Viridiplantae; Chlorophyta; Mamiellophyceae; Mamiellales; Mamiellaceae. The transcript has a single exon. The coding region runs from base 73 to 2385 and encodes 770 amino acids.